Theileria equi strain WA is the source of this 1439-nucleotide messenger RNA. Its product is annotated as DnaJ domain containing protein. NCBI's taxonomy places the organism in Eukaryota, Apicomplexa, Aconoidasida, Piroplasmida, Theileriidae. Gene Ontology annotation, biological process: protein refolding; response to heat. The coding region runs from base 66 to 1439 and encodes 457 amino acids. Gene Ontology annotation, molecular function: ATP binding; heat shock protein binding. The transcript is spliced from 6 exons. The record is from RefSeq and is a predicted model, not a curated record. Gene Ontology annotation, cellular component: cytoplasm.
GGUUAUUCCACAUAAACCGAUUCUCAUAAUCGCUUAAUUUUAAAUAUGUAUAUAAUAUCGUUAUUAUGAUGCAUAACGUAUUGUGGAAUUCUUUUCUAUCGAAUGGCCUUUUCGCUAUUUCGAGGAGAGCGUUUCACAAAUCAGUAAAUUCCGAUAUACCAUUCAAAGGAAUCAAAAAUGUUAUUGGUUUUACAUACAAUCUAUCUUCUACCUAUGAAAGAAGCUGUAAAUGUUGUAAUAUUUAUCACUUGCAUAGAAAAUUUAUACAUAUGUCAAAUAUUAGACAAAACAAAGACCCAUAUAGCGUUUUGGGUGUUAGUAGAAAUGCAACGAAUGACGAGAUAAAGCGUAAAUUUAGAGAACUGGCCAAAAAGUAUCAUCCGGAUUUGAACCCAUCCCCGGACGCUAAACAAAAGAUGGCUCAAAUUACUAGCGCAUAUGAACUCCUUUCCGAUCCUAAGAAGCGUAAAAUGUACGAUCAAACUGGUAUGCAGUCCGACGACGCUGGUUUUGACCCCUCAGCUGGUGGAUUUGGCGGAUUUAGUGGCUUUGGUGACUCUUCAUUCAUGUUUACCGAUUUCGCUGAGAUGUUUUCAAGGAUGGCAUCUGGAAACGGAGCAAACACGUCUUUUACAGGGUCAGUAAGAGGGGAAGAUAUCCAGACUGAAAUAACAAUAAGCUUCAUGGAAGCUAUAAGAGGAUGUACGAAGAAUAUAUCUGUACCUGCUCGUGUUUCUUGUACUGAUUGCCAAGGCUUAGGAAGACAGCCUGGCACAUCUGUCGAUGUUUGUAAAGUAUGUAAUGGAACAGGUGUGCAACGAAUGGAAAGAGGACCUAUAAUCAUAGGUGUUCCAUGUAGGACUUGCAACGGGAGCGGUCAGAUUGUGCCAUAUCCAUGCAGAGCUUGCGGGGGCUCAGGUGACAGAGCACAAACAAAGACUGUGAACAUUGAUUUACCUGCUGGAGUGAGGAAUGGAAUGCAAAUGAGGAUCCCAAAUCAGGGCCAUGUGGGUGUAAGAGGAGGUAAAAAUGGACACUUAUUUGUCAACAUCAACAUACAACCACAUCACACGUUUAAGUGGAUUGACGAUGAUAUUCACGUGAAUGUACCAAUAUCUUUAAAACAGUGUUUACUUGGCGGCACCAUUUCAAUACCCACCCUCGAUGGUUCCAUGGAUAUGUCGUUAUCACCUAACUCUCAGCCAUUUUUUAUAAAAACUCUAAAGAACAGAGGGCCACCUAAAAUCGAUAGCAGGAAUAAUGGAAAUCUAAUUGUACAUUUUGAAUUAAAGCUUCCUGGAUCCUUGACCCCUAGACAGAAGGAGAUCAUUCACGAGUUCGAUAAGGAAACAUCCAAAGAAACCAAGGCAGAUUAUGACACUUCUUCAGAUGAGGAAUCCAAAAAAUGGUGGAAACGUGUCGUUUGCAACAAAAAGUAG